GGAGCAAAUCUACGGAUCUGAGCAACCCGAGGUCCCUGAUAGUCUGGGAAAGAAUUUGCCUAGCUCCCUGAGUAGCUGGAUUUGCGGUACUUACGCUCCAGCAUUCACCGCGCUUGAGAUCAUGAAGUCGGUCCCUACCAAAGGCUGGACUACCACUUUCACCGACGAGGAGAAGGCCAGAAUCAAGUAUUUUUGGACGGGCCAGGGUUCGAAGUGUCUGGCCGGGUCUAAAGAAUAUAAGCAGCUUAACCGGAUGUGCGUCCGGGAGGCCAUGCUUAAGCUAACCAAACUCAAUGAUUAUUUGGAUAAAGGUCCUAAAUGGGCUACCGCUUAUUACAACGACCUGUGGGAUAACAGACAAGACGACAUCCUUUUUGAGAUUGGUGACAACGGCUCUAGAGAAUCUCUGGACAAAUACUGCGUCAUUCUUGACGUAUUGGAUCCGGAUACCAAUUACUCCCGAAUGCUGUACGAUGCGAUCUGUGCGAAGGCAGAUGCAGCUUUCAGCUCGGCUCCGAGCGACAUUAGUGUCGAUGACGUCCCUUGGAUACCAAAGGCCCUGACAUGGUUAAGAGAAGGCCUUGCUCAAGAGAAAGGAGACAUAGAUCCGGAGCUACGCACAGCCCUUCUGAAGGACUUGCAAGAAUUUCUCAGGGAGCAAGGUGUGGAAUCUGCACGGCUGUCUGAGAGACUUUCGGGGUCGGCGAACUCGGAGCUCCUGAACACACUGUUGAAAGCUCCACACUUUUGUGAGGCAUUCAAGGGUUUUGGCCGUGGGAUUUGGUAUCGAAGCACCACUGUAGCAAUAGGAGAGCCCCAUUUACAUUCGAUGAAGCUAUCACAUGCAGGUGGGAAAAUUGGCACACUGCUCAAGUGCCUUUUCGUCUUCGGGAUCGGGGUUUUCGCUUACUAUGGCCCAAAAUUAAGCCCGGGAGAGAUCGGACAGUUAGGAACCAACAUCGGGUCCAGUGUGCUGAAUAUUCUCUCUCCGCAUAUUGUCAAGCAGGCCCCACGCAGCGCAUUGGCCGCAGAGAUAGAGCUCGCGGUGAUAGGCGAAAAGAUUGAAAAGGCACCCCGGAACUGGGGGAAAGCGGGUCUCGAAGCCAAGAGAGAUGAAAUCUACAGCGAGAUCGUGAGUGAGCUGAUGCAUAGCGAAGAAAACGCGACUGUUUCUUUCUUUGCCCGCAUCCGCGCUAGAAUCGGAAUUCCCGCCGCUGUCCUGCGCAUAUUAGGGAUUGCUUUGGGGGUGGCGUUCGUUGGCUUUUUGGUCUGGGACCUUGUGGCCCACGGAAACAAAAUGUCCACCGCCCAGCAAGCACUCGCUGUGCUUCAGAUCGUUCUGGAGUUGGCCGUGAUCAUUUGUGAGGUCGCCUCCAUGCUGACUGCUGUGGCAUGGAUCCCAGUUGUUGGUCAGAUCCUGGUGAUUGCAACCCUGAUAGUGAGCAUCCUCAUUAUGAUAUUCGGGGAUACCGAACACCAAGCAACCCCCGGGGAAAAGUUUGUCGAGAGUAUGCGGGACUCGUCAAGCUGGUUGGUAACGAUGGACGAUCCCCCGACACCCCUUCUCACUUACAGUAUCAACCAAAGCAAGGGACGCCAGAACUCAGAAGCUACCAUCGAGAUCACUGCGUCGAAUGCAAUCAACAACGAUCUGACGCUCCUCGAUCCAGACGCCCAAUUCAAUCACGCAGGAGCUCCCGCGACGGAUACUCUGAUAAAUAUCAGCCUGGAAUUUACCGAGGGCACUGAUAAAUCUUGUCUUUUCGCUCAUAGUGGCCCCUCGCGUGCUGACGCGCUGGAGUGGGACGUCAAUGUUCCAAUACCCAACGCCUUCGAGUUCGGCAUGUCCGAGCCCAAUGGGAAGUCUGAUUCUAGAGUGAUAUGCCAUCGGGUCUGGACAUCGUCUAGGCGAACCGAGGCUCAGGUGGGCGCAAAACUCAAAGCCAGAGAGCAGAUCCGGUUCAAGGUUAGUGGCCAAUUGAACAAGGCGGGCACAUCAACUCUUACAGUCACGGAAAAGCGUCCGGGGGCAAUGGAUUGUGUUCAAGAGUUUACGUAUGAGAAGGAGUAAUUGUGAGCGAUAAACACUAGCUUACUGGCCCAUUUACUUUUGGCGGGGAAGAGGGGGGGAGGGCGCUUUUUCUUUCCCAUUCACUGUGUAUCUCCGUCUUAAGC
Molecule: messenger RNA, 2175 nt
Organism: Aspergillus candidus
Lineage: Eukaryota; Fungi; Ascomycota; Eurotiomycetes; Eurotiales; Aspergillaceae
Exons: 4
Coding region: 122-2071 (649 amino acids)
Source: RefSeq, a predicted model, not a curated record